AUGGCGGAUGUAGAACAAGAUAAUCCAGAGAGGUGUGUCAAUUCUGCAUUUACAUUUAUAAAACAUGGGAAUAUUUGAUUAUAGAAUGCUAUUUUUCAUAUAGGUUUAGUGAAUUAUGCCCUUAAUAUCGAAAUUAAUAUGUCAACAAUUAAAUGUGGGCCUAUAAUAAUUUAGGCUUUUCACUAAAAAUAAAAACUAAAUAAAAAAUUAUGGCGAUCCGAUGCGAUGGUUAGGCUAGGGCCAGGGCAAGACCCGCCCUUCUUCACUUCUUACCUUCUUAACAUAUUACUAUUUAGCCUAUUAUUUAUUACGCGAUGGGCAAAGUGCAAAGCCUCCUAAACAUAAUUUGCUCUAUAUUGACUAUAUUCAGUAUGAAUCAUUGAAACAUAAGUUGGAUGCGGCUAUUCGGACCCGUUGAGAGUUUGGGUUUAUUAAAAAAUAUUUAAAAAUUAUUGUAGGGUUUGCAAGAUAAAAUUUGGUAUCAAAUGAAAGAUAAUUGAAUGGACUAUAUGUUUGUAAACUUACUUCUUCAGUUUAACUAAAAUCAGCUACCACAAAUAACAUCCGAAUAGAAUUUAGUCUAAAUGGAACCGGAAACGCAUCGCUGCUAUUCUGACCCGGGUCCCAUUAGACUCAAGCUAUUCGGAUGUCAUUUGUGGUAGUUUAUUUUAGUUAAACUGAAGAAGUAAGUUUACAAAAUAUAGUCCAUUCAAUUAUCUUUCAUUUGAUACCAAAUUUUAUUGGCAGUGUCUACACGUCCGGCGCGCCGGAUGUAUAUCUCCCAAACUAUUUGUCCGGCGACCAAGUCACAUGACCGCCGUAACAAAGUGGCAAGAGAUAUCUUGUCGGUCAGCCUUGUCAUGUGACUGCGAAUGAUUCAAAACUAUUGUUAAUUUUAAAAUCUUUUUCUCUACCAAGUAAUGUACUGAGUAUCUUGAAUGCAAAUAAUAGAAAAAAAACUUAAGUGAAAGUGGCUUGUAAACAUUUUUGUUUUGUUUGUUAUUUGCGUUUGUGUACCAGUAAUCCAUAAAAUUAAUUAGGGCAGGGGCCAGUAUGGAGUAGGCAAACAAUAAAAGUAAAAGAUUCCAUUUUAAAUUGUUUAAAUUGUUAAAAUAUUUAAAAACUUGUCAUGAAACUACUGUUGCUGAUGAACAUGAUAAUAAAAAUAUAGUAUAAAAUAUUUUUAAUUAAAAUGGGGGAAAAAAAAAUCGAUCCUUUCCCCAGAAUUGAUCCUCAAAUCAUAAUAACGUCACGCAACCACUCUACCACUAGACCACACAAGAUCUACCAAACUGCGCUUCGUUCAGAAUAAUAAAAACUACUAGCCGUCCGGCGGUAACGUGACAUGCUGCCGGAUGUAUAUCUUGCGCACUAUUUGUCCGGCGCGCCGGACGUGUAGACACUUCGAAUUUUAUUUUACAAACCCUACAAUAAUAUUUUGUUUUAAAUUUUAAUCCCAACCUCUCACUUCGCGGAACUGGGUCCGAAUAGCCACUUUGAUAUAAGUUAGUGUUUUUGCAACAACAAAAAAUUAAAUUAGGCCUGUACUAUACAAUAUUAAUAGUUUUAUAAUUUUUAGAACAAUCGAACAUCAACUAGCCGUAGUAGUUUUUGAGCUAUGAAUAAUAAUUAAAAAGAAACAUGAAAUGUCUCUAAAUGUGAUGUGAGUUUGCUUGUGGUUCUUUCGGCUAAUAUCUGUUUGUUGCAGCAUUUUGAGUUUCUGUAAAGGAUCUUUCUCCUUUUUUUUUUAUUCUUGAAUUGUUAUGACUACUGCUGACUAAAGUUAACUAUUAUUAUUUUUAGUAUUAAUAUGCUGAACAAAUUUUAAAAAUUAACAUUUCAUUGGGUGGUUAAAUAUGAUAAUUAAUAUUAAUUUCUAUUUAAAACAAGGCUAAUGUUUUUUUACGUCAUCUUGGAUUGGGUAUCAAAUAUGGCAACCAUAUAUGGUAGUUUGGUUAUAUCAAAUAUGGCAACCAUCCAUGAUAGAUUAGUUAAAUCAGAUAUGGCAAGCACAAAUGGUAGCAUUUGGGUUAGGUAGAGUAGUGUAUAUAUAUUAGUAUAAGGAUUGAAGGUAUUUCUCAAAAAAUUAUUUCACUAAGUUUUAACAUUUUGUUACUUAUUUUUGUUUUGCUUGGUAAGUAGCCAACAGCAAAUUUUCUCUUUUUGCCCUUCUUAUUUUAGCUGCCAUGUUUGCACACUAAUUUAUUUAUUUAUUUUUUUUACACCUCCUUCAUCUUGGUUGCCAUGACAUGUCUGCCAUCAUAGCAACCAAGAUGGCGAUAGUGGGAAAUUAGUGAUUCAUACAUUUACUGUCCUUUUUUUUUAUCGGUGUAUUUACAUUUAAUAAUAUGAUUAAUAAAUAUACCAGCCGUAUGGGCUUCACCACCACUAUUUGUGAUUGUAUUCUGUUGACUGUAUUCUGUUGACUGUAAUUUGGCAAAAUAAGAUGCAAUUAGGUCUAGGGUCAACUCGCUCCAGGCAGUUACUUUUUUAAAAAGUUGUACCGUUUACACACGACUAAUCACUGGAUGGAAACUCCAAUCCCACUUAACAAUAAACAUUAAUGACUAUGAAAGUAUGACUAUACCUAUGGAUACCUUUGUAGAGUUAACUAAUUAUAAAAAGUGUUGGACUGCGAUAAAGCUUUAAAAUAGAUUAAUAAGACACGAACAAAUUGUGUCAAUAGAACAAUAUGAGUUAGCUUUAAUAAUAAUUAUACAUUAUACACAAUUAAACGUUUCGGCACAUGCCUUCAUCAGGACAAACAAACAAAACACAUUUAAAUAAGUGUAAAUUAAAUGUACAUAAUAUCAACAUACAUAUCCUACCUAAAACAGAAACAAAUAUAGGGGAGAGCGCUAAAACCAGACAAAAACAAAGUAAAGAGAAGUAGAAAGUAGCCUUGAGUAGCCAUGAGUUUUGCUUAAAAAUACAGUUAUGUGACUUGAACAUGAACAUUUUAAAUGACUGGUCACUUAACAUGAGCAUUCUAAAUGACUGGUCACUUAACAUGAACAAAUGAACAUUCUACUGGAUCAGGGCAAGUUAGCACGUUGUUGCGCCACUUCUUUUAUUUCUGUUUUGACAUGCUUCUUAAAAAAUGUGUUAUUAUUUUAUUAAGAGUUUUCAAAGCAGUCAUUGGGUGCAUUUUGUGAUCAGAUAUUAUAGAUAAUAUCAUCUUUACUUGUCAUAAUUACAUUGGAGGAUUGCUAAUACAGUGGGACCCCUCUUUAAGGCCAUAAACAGGUAUCAUCUCAAUAAUGGCGGAGUUGGGUGCGAGUAACAUUGGAGUUUUUAACUGUAGGAAGGAAUGUUGUAUUGUUGAAGUUGGACAAGUUUGAUUGGAUUUUUCAUUGUGUUGUACCAGAAGAUGAAUUUUUAUCAUAUUUUUCAUGUACUUUAAAAAAAUUAAACAGGUCAAUUAAUACACAGAAUUUUAGGAGCAGCAGCACCAAAACUGCAUUACAUCCAAAUAUGCGUUCAAUGGGGUUCCAAUGUAUUUUAAUAUUAUGCAAAUACAAAUGACAGUUCUUUUCUUGCUGAUCAGACAGCGCCGUGAUCUCCUUAUGAAGCUGAAGAAAACAACGGAGAGUCUUCUUGCCGGUCAGUCUGUGCAAGGUCCCUGGGGCACGUACGGAGCCCUGCGACGCAUCUGCCAUGACACAGAAUCCAUUUUAUGUCAUCGGAUGAGAGAGAGCAAAUGUGUAAGAACGUUAUGA
Messenger RNA from Lymnaea stagnalis (great pond snail), 3719 nucleotides. Lineage: Eukaryota; Metazoa; Mollusca; Gastropoda; Lymnaeidae. The record is from the annotation of a GenBank genome assembly.